Molecule: messenger RNA, 1725 nt
Organism: Terrapene triunguis (Three-toed box turtle)
Lineage: Eukaryota; Metazoa; Chordata; Testudines; Emydidae
Product: sialic acid-binding Ig-like lectin 13
Exons: 9
Source: RefSeq, a predicted model, not a curated record
AUGGACCAGUUCCGAUCUGCUGACGUUUCCCCUGGGUCCCUGUCCCAGCUGCCUGGAUUUACCCUGACGGUGCCGCAGUCGGUGUCAGUGCAGGUGGGUCUCUGCGUUCUCGUCCCCUGCACCUUCACAUAUCCAGCCUCGUAUGACACCGACAAUCCCCGGGCCCAGCUCUACAGAUACUGGUACAAGGAUCCAGCCGAUGUGGGCCAGAAUACACCUGUGGCCAGCAGUGACUCCAACCGGGGGGUGUCGCAGGAGACCCAGGGCCGGUUCCGGCUGGCGGAGAAUCCGGCGCACGGCGACUGCUCCCUGCAAAUCAGCGACGCCCAACAGACGGAUGCAGGGAGAUAUUUCCUUAGAGUUGAGAAAGGAAAAUUGAAAUACAGUUACCGCUCCAGUGCCGAUGGCACUGACUUUACGCUCACGAUCUCCGUGCCAGGACUGACAGAGGAGCCAGAGAUCCAGAUCUCGCCGGCGCAGAGGGUGCCAGGGAUGCUGCUGGCCGGGGAGCCGGUGACUGUGACCUGCACGGCCCCUGGGCGCUGCUCCGGGACCCCUCCCCGAGUCACCUGGACGGGGCCAUUCAGCGACACAGCCCGGGAUGUCUCAGUCCAGCUGGCGAACAGCACCUGGGCCCACAGCUCCAUGCUCAGCUUCACACCCAGCCCGGGGGACCAUGGCCAAGAGCUCGAUUGCAGCGUCAUCUACGGCCCAGCACAGGGACCUUCCACCAGCAGAACCAUCCGGCUCCACGUUGGCUACCCACCCAGGCCCCCCAACAUCACCGGGACCCUGACCAGGAACGGACGCCCCGGGCCGGCCCCAUUGGGAGCUGAGGGUGACGUCGUGUCUCUGGAGAUCCAGGAGGGCGACUCCCUGAACCUGAGCUGUGAGGCUUCGAGCAGACCCGAGGCCACCCUGAGCUGGGCCAAGGGGAACGAGUCCCUGAGCUCCAGACAGGGAGGGGACGGGCAUCUGGAGCUGCCGAAUCUCAGCAGAGGGGACGCUGGGGAGUAUCGGUGCUGGGCAAAGAAUUCCUAUGGGUUGGCCAGCCGGGCCCUGAAUGUGGACAUGCAGUAUCCCGACACCCUGGUGGGGAACGGUUCACAGCUCACGGCCCAGGAGGGCGACUCCCUACGGUUCCUCUGCUCCGUCGCCAGCAACCCCCCCGCUGCGCUGGGCUGGGUGAGGCGAGCCGUCGAGGGCACCCACCCCGUGGGGGAGAAUCAGCUGCGGCUGGAACUGCCCAACGUAACGGCCGAGGACGGGGGGCUGUACGGGUGCUGGGCCCAGAACAAGGAGAGCUCUGCCCAGGGGACAUUCCAGCUGCUCGUCGAGUACAGCCCUCGGCCAGGGACUGGGCUGAACUCGUCCUGCCAGCGCCAGAGGCCCAGCGUCAGCUGCAGCUGCUCCCUGCGCUCCCACCCCCCACCUCGGCUCCAGUGGCAGGUGGACGGGGAGCCCCUGGCUGGGAACGUCUCACGGGGGGCCCUGCAGGUCAGCUCGUGGGCCCAGGGGGACGAGGCCGUCACUCCAUCAGAUGGCCUCACUCGGGCAUUUAUCGAAAUCAGCUGCAAACUCGUCUUCAUGGCGACUGGAUUCUUCCUGGCCUAUUACCUCACCCUGCUCUAUUACAGAUGCCACCAGAGAGACGACAAGGAUCUGGAAUGUCACGAGACUGAGAAAACGGAGAAUGAGACCUCAGCUGCAGGGACUGCCACCCGG